UCGGCCGGCCGUCAGUAAUAAGGAAACAGACGUGGAUUUCAAAACUCAGAGAAGAAAAGGAAAGACAGUCCUACUCACGAGUGGAAUCAAAACAUCUGAAUUAGUCACUGGACUCCGCUUUGAAUCAGCUAAAGGUACAAAACGACGACUUGGUACAGUACAGUUCCACUAUUUUGGAAGUUUUGCUGUUUUUUUUGGGGUAGCUUCUGAUCUCCAGUAAAUUAAUACAGCGGGACUUUGAGCUGGAGACUCGUUCGGGACACUGAAGCCUCGGUGUCCGAGCCACCUCUUUGCUGCGCUGCUCUUGUAUUUGACUGUCUGAUUUGAAAUAUGUCCACAAUAAUGGAACAACCUUUUUAUGACGACUCGUUUCUCUCUGCUUAUGGCCAUCCAGGCGCAGCCCUGCCAGACUACAAGCUGCUAAAGCAGAACAUGAACUUGAACUUCUCCGAUUCAUAUCGGAACUCAAACUUCAAGUCACAGCACCUGCGCGCCGAAAGUGAUUUCUAUUCUGCGGGGACGGCGGACGUGGGCUCCCUAAAACUCGCCUCUCCUGAACUGGAGCGACUGAUCAUCCAAAACAGCAACGGGGUCAUCACUACAACACCCACACCGGCACAGUACCUGUACAACCGCGGCAUCACAGAGGAGCAGGAGGGCUUUGCCGAGGGUUUUGUCAAAGCUUUGGACGAUCUACACAAGAUGAACCAGAUGGCGCCUCCAAAUGUCUCCAUCGGCACCGGCGGGGUUGGCUGCUCGGCCCCGGUGUCUGUGUACGGCCCCUCCAUGCAGCCAGAACCGCUGGAGUACACCACCCUGAACAGCUGUACUACAAACCCCAGCCUGAGCUCAGCAGCCAGCUACCCCUCCACAACCAUCAGCUACCUGCCGCACCACCAGUACCACCAGCAUCCCCAGGCCGUUGCGCACGGGUCGCACCACUUCCAGCACUCCCUGCCGGGGGCUGGGAUCCACUCGCAGCGCUUCGUGGGCUUGAAAGAGGAGCCCCAGACUGUCCCCGACAUGCAGAGCAGCGACGGCUCCCCGCCGAUGUCCCCCAUCGACCUGGAGAACCAGGAGCGCAUCAAGGCGGAGCGCAAGCGGCUGAGGAACCGGCUCGCAGCCUCCAAGUGUCGCAGGCGCAAGCUGGAGCGCAUCGCCCGCCUGGAGGACAAAGUUAAAGUGUUGAAAUCGGACAACGCAGGACUGUCGAACACGGCCUCUCUGCUGCGGGAACAGGUGGCCCAGCUCAAACAGAAAGUCAUGACGCACGUGAGCAGUGGCUGCCAGCUCAUGUUAGCGCCCAAAGUGAAGUCCUAUUGAAGAAAACAACGCACUUUUAAUUCAACCCGAUCAAACAACACUGGACAUGAACUGCACUGACAACACAAUCAUCAGUCUUUAUACGUUGUCUGUAUAAGAACUGGAUCACUGAGGUUUCCUUGGACUGAAAAGAAAAAGAAAUCCAGAAAGACUAAAACACUUUGGGCAUUUUUGAACACGUUUUUAAAAGUGUCGUCUUGGCUUCGCCUGUUUACAUCUUCUUUAAAUUGCCAUAUUUGUGAUGCUUCUUGUGUAAGUUAUUUGUGUUGGUCAGGUUGAGCCUGGCAACCGUUGUCUUUUUUUUACUUGUGGAGUAUAUAUUUAAGUAAAUGAAACUAUGAAAUGAA
Molecule: messenger RNA, 1670 nt
Organism: Salarias fasciatus (jewelled blenny)
Lineage: Eukaryota; Metazoa; Chordata; Actinopteri; Blenniiformes; Blenniidae
Gene: junba
Product: JunB proto-oncogene, AP-1 transcription factor subunit a
Exons: 1
Coding region: 331-1323 (330 amino acids)
Biological process (GO): regulation of cell population proliferation; regulation of transcription by RNA polymerase II; regulation of cell cycle
Cellular component (GO): transcription regulator complex
Molecular function (GO): DNA-binding transcription factor activity, RNA polymerase II-specific; transcription factor binding; RNA polymerase II cis-regulatory region sequence-specific DNA binding
Source: RefSeq, a predicted model, not a curated record